AUGUCUCAAACUAUUACUCGAGACAUUACUACACAUUUUAUACACUUUGUCCCUAUUAAUUACAAAAUUGUUCAUGAAUCAUUUAUUAUAAAAAACAAUAUUUCUUGGUGGAAUAUUAAUUUUGAACGUUCAUAUGUUAUCAUUUAUAAAAAACAAAAUUCUAAAGAAAAAUUUAACAUGUUAGAACAUAGCAAACAUGAAAAAUAUUUUAAUUUUUUUAAAUGUAAAUGUCUUGAUACUUGUGAAUUUUAUCCACAUUUGUGGCAAUAUGAUAAACAUUAUAAUGAUAAUCAUUGUCCUUUUCGUCAACGUUGUGAUUAUUUUAAAACAUUACAAAGUAUCGAUAAGAAUCUUCCUGAUAAUGAAAAACUUGCUCAUACAGGAACGAUACAAUAUAAAGAUGAAGUUAAACUUUUACAUGAUUUUAAAACAUAUGUGUUUAGAAAAGGAAAGAGGAAAGUAAAAAAAAACAAUAACAAUGUUCAAGAAUUUACUAAUAAAAAACUUGAAAUUGCAAUCACUAAUCAGAUAAAACAAAUUGAAGAAUACAAAUUAAAAUCUCUAGAAUAUUAUCUAGUUUCAUCUUCUGCUCAGUCAUUAUUUGACCGAGCAGAUUUUUAA
Molecule: messenger RNA, 621 nt
Organism: Dentiscutata erythropus
Lineage: Eukaryota; Fungi; Glomeromycota; Glomeromycetes; Diversisporales; Gigasporaceae
Source: the annotation of a GenBank genome assembly